AUGAAGAGCUUCGAGACCCAACGCACCUACACCAGCCUGACAAGCUGCUCGGCCUCGUCCGGAGAUUCCAAUCAUAACAACCCCAACAACCGCGUCAACCCCUGGACCGGCCGCCCGCUGCGCAACACCACCCUCGGGGGCCGCCACAGCAACGACUGGCUGUUCGGCAGCGUCGCCGUCAAGAAGUCCAUCAAGAAGGGCGUCAAGAAGGUCUUCCACGCGACCGAGUGA
Messenger RNA from Diaporthe amygdali, 231 nucleotides. RefSeq lists its product as uncharacterized. The coding region runs from base 1 to 231 and encodes 76 amino acids. The transcript has a single exon. Lineage: Eukaryota; Fungi; Ascomycota; Sordariomycetes; Diaporthales; Diaporthaceae. The record is from RefSeq and is a predicted model, not a curated record.